Cyclopterus lumpus (lumpfish) is the source of this 6874-nucleotide messenger RNA. RefSeq names its product deltex 1, E3 ubiquitin ligase (gene dtx1). The coding region runs from base 921 to 2849 and encodes 642 amino acids. The transcript has 10 exons. The record is from RefSeq and is a predicted model, not a curated record. Gene Ontology annotation, molecular function: ubiquitin protein ligase activity; zinc ion binding. NCBI's taxonomy places the organism in Eukaryota, Metazoa, Chordata, Actinopteri, Perciformes, Cyclopteridae. Gene Ontology annotation, cellular component: nucleoplasm. Gene Ontology annotation, biological process: protein ubiquitination; Notch signaling pathway.
GUAUCAUUAUGUUUUGACGUAAUUGACACCGAGGGGUAUUUCAUCGCUAACCAUACAGGUGCUACUGGACAUGUAUGCCUAAUGUGCGGGCGGCGUGAAAUGCGUGGUUACGAUGUUCGUGCAUGCUGUUUGACGUAACAAGCAAGAAAUGCGCGUCCACAGAGGAAUGGCUCUGCACCUCACACACUGAAAACUGUGCAACGGGGGCAUGCAUGCACUUGAACCCAGCAGACCAACAAGCUGCUGUGUAGUCUGUAGCAGAUCCACGGCAAAACGACGUCUUGGUUUUUCUGCAAUAGCAUCACUGGAGCUGGAGGAGGAGGGCUUUAAGGACAAGACAACAUUUACACAAUCUCUGAUGUGAAGAGGCAGGUGCACAGAUUUGCGCCUCGUCUUUUCUUCUUCUUUUGCAAUCAGAUUUUUCGAACGCAGCCUGUGAUAUGCAGCCUCUACCUGCCAGAUGUGUGGUACCAGCGCCACAACUGCAGCCUACAGUCUUUUGUUUAGAGUGCGUCUGCUCUCUACCGACUGCUGAUCUACUGGGAUCGGAGGUGGAGCACUGAGACGUCCACAGCUGCAACUCUCAUCAUCAUCAUCAUCAUCAUCAUCAUCAUCAUCAUCAUCAUCAUCAUCUUCAACGUCUGCCACUUACAACACGACAAGACACAAGAGGAGAGAGGCUGCGUGUGUCUGAUCAAAGAGCCAGCAGUCACAAAGCACCUGUAGACAAUGACUCCAGCAGAGCUGCUUGGGUGAGCGCAGCAUGAGAUAAUUGAGGAGUACGAUACUGAUCGCUGAUUCAAGCUUUUUCUGUCUGGCGCUGAGGAAAAUGUUCCAGAGUGUCAGUUGACUGGCAGGGUUGCAGUGCUGUUGUAGCCCUGGACAUAGCCAGCAGCUGAAGCGCGGACACCUCAAAGGAGAUGGCUCGUCCAGGAUCAGGGUUGCUGGCGCCCGGCAACGGGCUGGGGUACCCCCCUCAGAACCUGGCCAGGGUGGUGGUCUGGGAGUGGCAGAAUGAACAUGGGCGCUGGAGGCCCUACAGUGCAGCGGUCUGCCACCAUAUUGAGAAUGUGCUGAAGGGGGAUGCCCGGGGAACUGUAGUGCUGGGGCAGGUGGAUGCCCCGCUAUCUCCAUACGUCAUCGACCUGCAGUCCAUGCACCAGUUUCGACAGGACACAGGCACCAUGAGACCAGUGCAGAGGAACUUUUACGAGCCGUCGUCCGCUCCGGGGAAAGGUGUGGUGUGGGAGUGGGAGAACGACAACGGCUCGUGGACGCCGUAUGACAUGGAGAUCUGUGUGACCAUCCAGAACGCCUACGAGAAGCAGCACCCCUGGCUUGACCUGACUUCUCUGGGCUUCUGCUACCUCAUCGACUUCAACAGCAUGUGUCAGACCAACAGGCAGAGCCAGCGCAAGCGACGCCUGCGGAGGCGCAUGGACCUGGCCUUCCCGCUCAUCAUGGGUUCCAUCCCCAAGUCGCAAUCAUGGCCCGUGGGAGCCAGCUCCGGCCAACCCUGCUCCUGCCAGCAGUGCAUCCUGGUCAACAGUACGAGAGCCGCCUCUAAUGCCAUUCUGGCCUCCCAGCGGCGGAAGCUCUACGGAGGGACAGCGGGAAACCCGGGCGCCGCAGGAACCCUCGCUGUAGUGCGGCAGAGCAACACCUUUGCUGGAACCUCCUUGUGGUCGCCAACAUCCGCCUCCUCCGGCACCAACAACAUCAACAUAAGUAUGGGAGGUGGGCAAGCCAAAGCUGAGCAGGUGCAGUUGCCACUGCCCUCUGCCAACUUCCCCUGUUCCCCCAUGAUGCCACCUCUUUCAUCCACCCAUGGCCACCACGCUCUCACCGUCAACGGACAGAACAACCUGAAUCGGCCGGGCACACAGCGCAUUCCCAUGGGCACUGCCAGAGGAGCCAUUCCACAAGGGGUUCCUGCCCUCCCAGUAAAGAACCUGACUGGAUCUGGACCUGUGCACCCGGCACUAGCAGGUAUGACAGGUAUCCUGAUGUGUGCUGCAGGUCUGCCAGUUUGCCUGACUCGGGCACCCAAGCCCAUACUGCACCCACCACCCAUCAACAAGAGCGACAUGAAGCCUGUGCAAGGGAUCAACGGCAUGCGCCGCAAAACCAAGAAAAAGCACCUGAGGAGAGGCAAAAACCCAGAGGAUGUGGUGCGAAGAUACACAGAGAAGAUUAAAGUGGUGCCAGAUGAGGACUGUACCAUCUGCAUGGAGAGGCUGGUCAUGUCAUCAGGCUAUGAAGGCAUCCUGCAGCACAAAGGCAUCAAGCCAGAACUGGUGGGCAAACUUGGCAAGUGUGGUCACAUGUACCAUCUGCUGUGCCUGGUGGCCAUGUACAACAAUGGCAAUAAGGAUGGCAGUCUUCAGUGUCCAACAUGCAAAACCAUUUACGGUGAGAAAACCGGCACCCAGCCUCCUGGGAAGAUGGAGUAUCACGUCAUCCCCCACUGCCUGCCUGGCUACCCGGACUCCAAGACCAUCCGCAUCGUCUACGACCUUCCUGCUGGGAUCCAGACCAAUGAGCAUCCCAACCCCGGGAAGAAGUUCAGUGCAAGAGGGUUCCCUCGUCACUGCUACCUCCCUGACAAUGAGAAAGGCCGGAAGGUACUGAAGCUGCUGAUCAUGGCCUGGGACCGACGCCUCAUCUUCACCAUCGGCACGUCCAGUACUACAGGCGAGUCGGACACGGUGGUGUGGAACGAGAUUCACCACAAGACAGAAUUUGGAUCCAACCUGACCGGCCAUGGCUACCCCGACCCCAACUACCUGGUCAACGUCCUGACAGAGUUGGUGGCCCAGGGGGUCGGUGAGGACAACUUGAAGGACUGAUGGUCGGCUGAGCUGAUUCACAGGAACACAACCCAACAUGCCCCGCCAUCUCCCAGAGGACAGAACCCUGCAUGACGGGCCAACAAGUAGCCGACAACUCUUUAGUCCCCACAAACCAAAAUACCCUGCGGAAGUGGUGACACAAGAGCAACGGAAGCUAACUAAAUGGUGUGGUUAUGGUCGAUAUUUUAAUUUGAAUAACCUACGGUUUCCUCCAUGCUGUCUCUUGAUCGAUGCCUUGAGCAUGUUGUAUUCUUGCCAAAUGUUCUCAGAGGGUUGAAGAAUACAAAGACAAGGUGAGAUUUCUGUCUUGGUAAAUUGUGUUUAACCCCUUUUCGAUUACAACUGAAGCUGUUCUUCUGCACUUGAUGAGGACUCAUAUUUGUAAAUGGGCCCAUAUUUGUAAAUGCUGAACUCCAGAAUGCAUGGCCCAGACUAACGCUGCAUAAUGAAGGUUGGGUAAAUAUCUGCAAUCGGAUAAAGUGUCUGUUUCUUGCUUGAUAUUGUGAAGAGAAAUUUAAGAGAAUUUCAGCAUUUUGAUUAAUCCAAAUGAAUUGAUUAUUUGCGUCCCCCUUUUACUCUAAUAAUUGAUUACUAGUGAAUGUGUGUCUGUUAAGUUGCACUGGGCAUCUCUGACAUUUUACACUUCUAAGACCUUUGGUCAGUUCUCUAAAAUGGAAGUUUGUUCUGUCGUGCACAAAGUUGAUUCCAGGGAGAUAAAGGCUAUGAAAUAUUAAUGUUUGGUAAUAAGCGUAUGUUGUAUGGUUAACCUUGUGAACUGUCUAUGAGAGGAGACAUGAAAUAAAUGAAACAAGCAUCUUACCAGUCAGUUUGAUGCUCGUCAUGAGGUGUUGUGACUUGACAGGCUGAGGUUGUGAAGAGGGAUUUGCUAUGCUCCAAGGUUGAACUCAUUUGUUUUGUUGACACGCUGAUGAUGAUGAUGACCUCUGUGAACAUAAAUCCUGCAUUAUUUUUCUCCUUGUUGGAGACUAAUCCAGGCAUCUUCACAAUCCAUCAUUCUGACCAUUCAAUGGGCGAUUGCGGGCUCUGUGGCAAUAACAUGCUGACUUGAGGUCCUUUAGGAGAAAAGCUGAACAUGCUUCUAGCAGAUGGAUGUUUCUCUUUCAAACACCAAUAGUUCUCCCUUGGCGAUCCAUCUCGGGCUUUAGCUUGCCAGAGAGCCACACGUCUUGUUUUCUGCUGGGCAGUACGCAGCGCUCCACAAGCUCCACUGCUUGUACAGCGAGCAGGGAAACAUUGUAUUCUUUGCGUGAGCUCAUUCAGUCAUUGAGUUGAUAGAGCCGAUCCUGAUGUACAUCCCCACUUUCCUCCCCCUACCCGGCAACAGCAGAGUACUUCAUUCUAGAAACCUUGUUCUUGAAAAAGAAAUUUCAUAUUUCCCCCUCAGAUUUUAUGCCCAUGGGGUGAAGACUGUUUAAAGGUCCUUCAAUGAGGUCUUGUGCUGUUUCUGCGCUCUGAGAUAAAAGAUAACCCAGUCCUGCAUAAUUCUCCAUUCAUAUAUCUGAUACAUUUUAAUGAGAGGGGGUGUUGAUGUAAGGUUUAUCGUGUGGACACCCAGCUGUGAGCUUAAUUUUGGAGUGAAUCAUAGUCUUCCAUAGCACUUUGAGGCAACGGUUUGGUUUAAUCAGUCGUUACAUUUUUAGGAAAAUAUAAAAUAGCAACUAAAUCUUCUUCUUUUUUUUAAGUUGAUGUUUAUAAACCGGCUUGCGAUGCUUUGAAAAAUAGGCCUAUCUAUCGAUAUACAUUUGCAGAUGUGAUAUAUCUUUAAAUUCAAGCUCAAUUUGAGUCAAUGGUGUAAGUUUAAUUUAUUUUUAUACUCUUCUAUAUCGUAAAUAUAAAGAUGGCCCACAUAUCUAUACACAGGCACAUGUUAACAUGAAUACAUAAAAUCUGGCAGAGAUGAAUUUGUCAGUAUGUCAGGGACUGUUGAAAUAUGUAUGACAUGUUAUGGAUGUCUUAUAUUACAAGUAGUCUUAGCGUAUGCUGCUCUCGUUACCUUAAUGUAGAAUCUGUGUAGAUGAUCCCCUGUGGGACUCCAAUAAAUACAGUAAAUGUGUCUUUAUUAUUGGUGGGGAGCUUUUAGAAGCAUGAAGAUGUCCGUUCCCCCCUUUUUUUUUAAAGGCCCUGAAAACACAAUACUCCCAAAGUUAAAAUUGUUGUUAUUUAACAUUGUUUUAAUGCAUAUCCUUGCUUUUGUCUUCAGAUACAAUGCAAAGAGUAAUUAAAAUACUUUUCUGUGAAAAAUUCAAACUUUCUGGCACCUGCACAGGCUUAAACAAACUAUACAAGUGUGAUAUUUGACCCAGGUGUUGAAAACAGAUAUUGUUUGGCCUGUUCCAUCUCAAGUUCUCUCCUUCACAACCUUUUUGACUCCCUUUAUAAUACGGGACAGCAAGAGAUAAUGCUUCCAACCUAUCAGGGACAUUUUUCCAUGUUGAGAGAAGUUUAAUCAACCAGAGAAAUCCAAAUGUUUGCUUCUUUGACUUUUCCUUUCCAUGUGUUGGCCUUGUGGUAUGAAUGAUUGCAGGCCCUUAAGACUUUUCAGGUGUGUACAGACUUAUAUUGGAUCGAUGAAUAAAACAUGGUAUGGUAUUGGUCUGAUUGAGUGAGGUGAUGUAUAUGCAAUUUACAAUUUUUAAAAUCUUAUACAUGAUUUAUGUGUAGCAAGAAGGCAUUUUAUUUGUUUGAGAUGACAAUGGAUGUUUUCUUUAUGGGGUGCCUACUGUACCUCGUGGAUUCUGAACAAAGGGGUUGGGAUCCAAAGAUCACAUUAUGUGUACUAGAAAACAUAUAUUUUUGAUGUCUUUUUUUUUCAAUGAUGAUUGUCUCUAAAAGAAUGAUUACACAACAUUACUGUCUAACUCUUAUUAUGAUUCAUAACAUACUACUUUGCAUUUGAUUAGAAGUGGAAUAAGGGGUGAAAUCAAUUUAAUCCUAACUCAUAAAGUAUACAGUUGUACUCUCUCUUAGUAUCAACUGCAAACUUUACUUCUUUUUCUAAAUGAUACCUUGACAUGUGUGCUUGUAUCUCGUUGUCUGUGCGAGUGUGUGAAUGUGUGCCGAGUGCAUAAACACGUGUUAGGUUCAUGUCCCUUAAAGAUGCAGUAAUGUUCUCCGAGAGGUGCAUGUGAACCAAACUGUGAGCAAGUUUAUUGACGAUGCAUACGUGAAGGCAAAUCAAUGCAACAAUCCGCAAGCGCAAAUGACAUCACGUCCCUGCGUGAAGAAUAUCUCUGCUCGCGAGGAGAAACCAAUGCUUUGAGGGCAAGGAGCCUCACCUGGUGCAUGACUUCUCUCACUGCGCUUCUGCUCACAACGCUUUUUAUGUUAUUUUAUUUCUGACAGUAAGUGGGCGGGCCCAGUCGCCGUUGUGUCAAUACAUUGAAUUGGUUUCAACCCUCGUCUAUACCGACACAGACGCUAGGUGGCGGUAUCACGGCGGGUUUCAAAACCGUCACUAAACGCCACUCGACUAGAUCUCAGACGCGCGCGCAGAUCUCAUUUGUGCUCGCGGACGCUGACGUGGAUUUGCCUUCAGCUGCAUAGCUUUUUGCAUAAUGGAACAUCAUAGCUUCUUUAGAGAUAUCACACAGGUCUUCUGGUGAUUUAGCACUGUGGUUUUGCAUCUAACUUCAGUUAGAAGGGUUUGUUCCUCUAUCGUGUUUGGUUUAUGGGGACGAGGCAGCGUUUGGCUCCUCUCCUCACUCUUUUGACCAUAAGAUAGUUUUACAUCUGAAGUACCCAUUUUAAUUGACAGUUUCAAAUCAUGAUUUGUGUGGUUUAAUUUCUCUUAAUCGGUCUCUACAUAUUGCUAUUUAAAAUGGUUCAUAAAGAGAAACUGAGAUCAACUAAAAGCAAGAUAUAGAGAGACAUUGAUUAAACUAUAAAGGGCUUCUUAAUCUAUCGGUCUUUAUUGAAUUGUGAUGACCUUGUUGCAUGUUUGUGUGUUUCUUGUGGAAAAAUAAAUGUGCCCUGGACUGGGGUAGUUUGUUUGACCUUUUGUC